CUUGUUGAUGGGUUGUUUUCAGGGAAGUUCAAGCACCAGUGACUGUGAACACAGAGGAUCCCAAGAAGAAACCUGAUUGCUAUGGAGUUUUCUGUCUUACUUAUGAUCUCAUGGCUGAAGAGGAGACGAAGUCUUGGAAGAAAAUGAUUAAUAUUGCUGUAUCCGGUGCAGCUGGAAUGAUUUCCAACCAUCUCCUUUUCAAGCUAGCUUCUGGUGAGGUGUUUGGGCCAGAACAACCCAUUGCGUUAAAACUAUUGGGAUCUGAGCGAUCAUUCCAAGCUCUUGAAGGUGUUGCAAUGGAACUUGAGGACUCUUUGUUUCCUUUGUUGAGGGAAGUGAGUAUCGGCAUCGAUGCUUAUGAAGUGUUCCAAGAUGCAGAUUGGGCACUUCUGAUUGGAGCAAAACCUCGUGGACCUGGCAUGGAACGGGCCGACUUACUAGACAUAAACGGACAAAUUUUUGCAGAGCAGGGAAAAGCUCUCAAUGCUGUUGCAUCCCGGAAUGUCAAAGUUAUGGUGGUGGGAAAUCCAUGCAAUACAAAUGCAUUGAUCUGUUUGAAAAAUGCUCCAGACAUUCCUGCAAAAAAUUUCCACGCUUUGACUAGAUUAGAUGAAAAUAGGGCAAAAUGUCAGCUGGCUCUAAAAGCAGGAGUUUUCUAUGAUCAAGUAUCCAAUGUGACAAUUUGGGGGAACCACUCGACCACUCAGGUUCCAGACUUUUUAAAUGCUAAAAUCAACGGCAUACCCGUCAAAGAGGUUAUCAAAGAUACUAAAUGGUUAGAAGAAGAGUUCACAGAAAAGGUUCAGAAGAGAGGCGGCGUUCUUAUUAAGAAAUGGGGACGAUCUUCUGCUGCAUCAACUGCUGUGUCAAUUGUGGAUGCAAUAAGGUCUCUUGUAACUCCUACUCCUCACGGAGAUUGGUUUUCUUCUGCAGUAUACACUGCCGGAAAUCCGUAUGGUAUAGCAGAGGAUAUUGUUUUUAGUAUGCCAUGCAGAUCAAAAGGAGAUGGCGACUAUGAACUUGUUAAGGACGUAAUUUUCGAUGAUUACCUCCGCAGCCGAAUAAAAAAGGUAUGCUUUUAUAUACCAGCUGUGUAAUCUUUAUUCCUGAUUA
Olea europaea var. sylvestris is the source of this 1113-nucleotide messenger RNA. Its product is annotated as malate dehydrogenase [NADP], chloroplastic-like. The record is from RefSeq and is a predicted model, not a curated record. The coding region runs from base 111 to 1097 and encodes 328 amino acids. The transcript is spliced from 11 exons. Gene Ontology annotation, molecular function: L-malate dehydrogenase (NAD+) activity; L-malate dehydrogenase (NADP+) activity. Lineage: Eukaryota; Viridiplantae; Streptophyta; Magnoliopsida; Lamiales; Oleaceae. Gene Ontology annotation, biological process: malate metabolic process; tricarboxylic acid cycle; oxaloacetate metabolic process.